CCUCCCCCAUUUUUGGAACACAUCUUGCGAACAUGGGAUUCGCAAUCAUGGCUGGUAUUAGUGUAGGUACAAGAGAGGACCUUGAGUGCGGGCGUGCAAAGUUGAUAACCCUUUGAACUUUCGUAUUUCAACUCUGAAACUUCUUCAUAAUUCGUCAAACAGCAUUUCUCCAGAUUUUCUUACCAACAUGCCGAAAGCGGACUCUCCUAUUGGCUUCAAGCCACUCAAGGACACUGCUCUCUUCACGCCGUUCAACCUGGGCCCUGUAAACCUUGAGCACCGAAUUGUACAAGCACCUUUGACGCGGAUGCGAGGUAUAAAAGAAAGUGAUGCUGUCUUUGUACCAGGUGACUUGCAUGUUGAGCAUUACAGCCAGCGUGCAAGCAAGGGCGGUCUGCAAUUGACCGAGGCUACCGACAUUGCGAAAUAUGCGAGUGGUUAUCCAGGAGUACCGGGUGUUUUCUCAGAGUCGCAGAUCGCGGGCUGGAAAAAAGUCACCGACGCCGUCCAUGCGAAGGGCGGUUACAUAUUUUGCCAACUGUGGCACACUGGACGCGCUUCUCCACCAUCGUUCCGAGCUGGAGAACAGACAGUUAGCUCGAGCAAUGUAUCUAUGGGAGGCAGCUGGUUGGAUGGCACGGUAUGUGCUGAGCAUCUACCACGACCACUGACAGUCGAGGAGAUCCAGGGUAUAGCGAAGACCUGGGGCGCGGCAGCGAAGAAAGCGCGUGAAGCAGGCUUCGACGGCAUUGAGAUCCACGGAGCGAACGGAUAUCUGCUCGAUCAGUUUCUACACGACAACGUGAACACGAGGACAGAUCAGUAUGGUGGAUCCGUCGAGAACCGUUGUCGCUUCCCGCUCGAAGUUAUCCAGGAGUGUGCGAAAGCUAUCGGCGCUGAUCGUGUCGGUAUCCGUCUAUCGCCAUACAACUACUUCCAGAAUACCAAAGACAGCAACCCGAACGAGCAUUGGGAAUACCUGUGCGAGAGGAUCGCUACGUUACCUCAAGAGGAGAGGCCGCUCUACGUGCACAUGGUCGAGCCACGCUUCGAUGAAGUUCUUGACGAGCAGGCCAAAAUGGAUGCACUUUCUGCUUACACCAAGAGCGGCGGGAAGGGCGUUGAGGCAGAAGCUACCAUCAAGGCUCCCGGCAACACGCUCGUCAACUUUCGCAACGUUCUCAAGGAAGGCGGUGUCAAGUUCCUUGCCGCAGGUGGAUUCAACCGGGACAAUGCUGUGCCGAAAAUUGAGUCUGGCGAUGCUGACCUUAUCAUUUUUGGGCGGUGGUUCAUCGCCAACCCGGACUUACCGAAGCGCUUGUUUGAGGGCUCGAGACUGAACCAGUACGAUCGUGACACAUUCUAUGGCGCAGACCCGCCGUCGAAAGGAUAUGUUGACUACCCAUUUCACAAGUAGUUGGAUUCUGCUUGGUUAGGUCAACGUUCGUGCAUUUGUGGCGCUAGGUUGCAUCAGCAUUCAUCACUUCUAGAGUAGUCAAAUUC
This is a messenger RNA of Dothidotthia symphoricarpi CBS 119687, 1503 nucleotides long. Its product is annotated as 12-oxophytodienoate reductase 1. Lineage: Eukaryota; Fungi; Ascomycota; Dothideomycetes; Pleosporales; Dothidotthiaceae. Bases 188 to 1417 code for a protein of 409 amino acids. Gene Ontology annotation, molecular function: NADPH dehydrogenase activity; FMN binding. The transcript is spliced from 3 exons. The record is from RefSeq and is a predicted model, not a curated record.